CCACCACCCCUGUGGUCUCUCUGUUUCAGAUGAAGCAGCGGGAGGGGCAGGUGAAGCGCAGAGUGUGCGCCGUGGCCCUGACGGACUCCGCCCACAACAUCUGGCUGCAGGACUCCAGCAAGAGCAUGCAGGACUGGAUGCAGGAGCGCUGCCGUAACUGGGUGUCCAGCCCCCUGCCCCUGGACGCCCCCGUGGACGCCAUGCUGCCCGACUGCCCGCGCUUCUCUGCAGGCACAGAGAGGCAUGAGCUGACCUCCUGGACCAGCUUCGACUCCAUCUUCAGGUUCUUCGGCGAGCAGCUGCAGGCGCAGGAGGAGGAGGAGGAGCAGGAGGAGAAGGAGGUGGAGGAGGAGAGCUCCAACAUCGUCACCACGCGCAGCAGCUCCCUGAAGAACAGACACCAGGACCUCUGAAGAGCACCACCCCCAGCCAAUAACGGCCUGCUAUUAUUAGUGUGUAGCGUUGAACCUGUGUGUGUGUGUGUGUGUGUGUGUGCGUUUGUGUGUGCCUGUUCAUGCUUGCUUGCGCGUGUAUUGGGAUGGAAGUUGACGAGGGUAAAGAGUAUUUUUUCUUUCAUUAUCCCCAACCCCCCUUUUGUUCGCUACUCAUCUCCUUCUUUCUCCUUCCCUCCCUCUCUCUCUCCCUCCCUCUCUCUCCCACUAUCCCUCCCUCUCUUAACACAGAGGGUUGUUGUCGGGGGGGGGGGGGGGGGGGGGGGGGGGGGGGAGACAGGCAGAGCUCCGGGUCACUGUGUAUACAUCCCAAUACCGUUUUGCAUUACUUCUAGAUGAGUGCAACUGUCAAAGCAAUACGGGCCCAGAGAGCUGGCUCUUCCCCUGGGCCGCGGCCUGGCUGCGGCUACGGGCCGCGGCGGCGGAGAUUCAUUCUGACAGGCGCAGUGCUCGGUGCACUGUGGUGCACCUCUAAUUGUCCUGACAUCGGCCUGAACUGAGCUAAUGCACAGUCAGUCCAACAGUCCACACUGCCCUGCUCGUGCUUGCUCUCUCUCUCUCUCUCUCUCUCUCUCUCUCUCUCUCUCCUACUCCUACUCCUACUCCUUCUCUCUCUCUCUCUCUCUCUCUCUCUCUCUCUCUCUCUCUCUCUCUUACUCCUACUCCUCUCUCUCUUACUCCUACUCCUCUCUCUCUACCUCUCCCCAGGGUCCUAAAGCCUUGAGUGUUUCCUCGUCUUAAUCAGCCAGUGCUGUAGCUUAUCUCAGCUCUAGUAAUAUAAUAAAUAGCCAGCCGGCCCGUCUCUCAGCGUCCUGCUGUAAGCACCUGCCCACCGUCUUAAAGGAAGAGGCGUAGACGCACUCUAAUAAGCACUUCUGUGUGAGGGGGGCUUUGUGUUCUUUACACACUUCUUCGCUCCACGUGGGGACGAACUUUGUAACCUCAUUUUGCGGUCAUUGCAACAGCAAGGCGUGCAUGCGGCGCUGGUUAGAGCGGGGAUAUUGCACAAUGUGCAGGUUCUCUACUUUUUUUUUAGGUAUAAAUAUAUGUAGGCCGCCUUCCCCUCCAUAUGUUUUUCAGCCACACUCAAAAGCUCCAUAUUUUAUGCAGGCUAUUUUUCCAUAAUAGGUUGUUUCUUCAUACAAAGAAAAGUAUAGCUUUAAUAAACAAAACUAAAAACUGUUUAUUUUUGAAUAUCCGUUUCACGUGUUUAUUUCAAAAACUGUCUAGGUUCUUGUAUCUUGUACGUUUUUUUUUUAUUUUGUUGGCUUAUUGUAGUUUAUCUUUUGUUUUUUGUUUUUUCUCACUUGAUAUCCAUGAAAUGGAUGUCUUCGGGUGAUUGAAUAUGAUGAAACAAAUAUAGCAAACACAACCUGUGUCGAAUAUGAAGAAUUCGGGACACUGAGCAGAUUUAAAAUCACUUAGAGUCACAUAUCAAAAUGAGUUUCAAGGAUAUUUCAUCCCACAACAUUCAUAAAGCCUCAAUAUAUUGCCUUACACAUGUCAGGAAAUCCAAGGUUUUCAAUAUUAUCCUCAGCCUGAAUGAUAUCUCCUCAGAUGUUGCAGGGAAAUGUAAGACUCCUCAUUCUGGAGAACUCCUCUUUGGUAUGUUCUGAAAAGUGUCAAAAAUCAACCCUUCGCUCACCUCCACAUAAUCUCCUUCGGUGACACAAGCAUGAUGAUAAAAAAAUAAUAAAUUCCACAAAGCCGGGCUAUGUUAUGAACCACUCAAGGCUUAAUGGCACACAUCUCUAAUGUCCCAUGGCAUUAGACAGAACUUAAACUGCAUCGAAGCCUCAAAUGCCUUAAAUAAACAACGAUUUGACAUUAUCUUUAUUUUCUUACUCGUUUUGACUGUUAGAAUACGUUGCCCCAAACCCUCAUAUCCCCUCUUUUAAGACUGUUGCCAUCAUUUUCCUUUCCUUUAUCGAUUGUCUACUGCCAGCCGUGUGUGGUGUAAGGAUUUAGGGGAUUAUCUCCCCACCUUUAAUGAGACAACGGGGGCUGAUGGUUGCAGACCUAAUUUCCUUUUAAUUUGAUUCACAUCUCUACAGGUUCCAGCAAAGAAGUUGCUGCAUUAUUUGAAUUGAUGGGUUUCAUUUCAGAAUAAGCCAGCACUGUUUAUCUCUCUGCCGUUCAAAUUUCAUUUGACUGAUGAGGAGAAAAAAAAAAGGUCAUUUUUCAUAUUUGUUGUUGUAUCGUAAUAAACAUUCUGUUCUCUGGAAUUUCAAAAAAAUCUCAUAAUUCAUAUUAGAAUGGACAAAGCCUGCCUUGAGCAUGUUGAAAAGUUCAGUCCUCAACGCAUAAGGGUCGUAGAAGUUCAAUGUAAAUACUGAUUGUUAAUUUUCCGAUGAUGUUUAUGUUGUGGCAUAAAUUAAGUUCUCAUUUGUAUACAUUUCUUCCGUUUGGAUUGAGUGAAACCACUCAUAACGUUUGGUUUAUGCAAUUACUUCUUACAAUUUAUUUUUGGAUCUAAUAAAAAUGACUUUCGUGGGAACAAAAAAAAAAGAAUAACAAUAUUAAUAAUAAUAGCAUCUUGGCUUUUGCAUUAAGUGAUUUAUCUCCACUUGGACGAACAAAGUGUGUCUGUUAUUAUUAAAGUUAUUAAAAUAAGAAAA
Molecule: messenger RNA, 3070 nt
Organism: Gadus morhua (Atlantic cod)
Lineage: Eukaryota; Metazoa; Chordata; Actinopteri; Gadiformes; Gadidae
Product: cotranscriptional regulator FAM172A homolog
Exons: 3
Coding region: 30-413 (127 amino acids)
Biological process (GO): regulatory ncRNA-mediated heterochromatin formation
Cellular component (GO): nucleus
Molecular function (GO): siRNA binding
Source: RefSeq, a predicted model, not a curated record